Messenger RNA from Daphnia pulicaria, 1080 nucleotides. RefSeq lists its product as uncharacterized. The transcript is spliced from 4 exons. The record is from RefSeq and is a predicted model, not a curated record. Bases 484 to 1017 code for a protein of 177 amino acids. NCBI's taxonomy places the organism in Eukaryota, Metazoa, Arthropoda, Branchiopoda, Diplostraca, Daphniidae.
AAAGUUGACUUCAACAACAAAAGUUUAAAAACAAAACAGAGCAAGUCACCUGCAGCUCUAGCCUAUUAUGCUAGCUAGUCGCUAAUUUUAUUUCAUUUACAAGAUACUAGUCUGCGCAUUUAAUUGGAGUAAAAAAGUAAGUGUUUACCUGGUAUUAAUUUUUCAGUCACCGGUAGACAAUUUAUGUACUAAUUCAAAUCGACAAACGAAAACAAAAAGCAAGAGACACGUACUAUAAAACAAGUUUUUGACUUUGUUAGAGAUUUCCAUGAAUUUGGGUUCCAUGGGAGGGAGCAGAUCUUUCAAAAGAUUUGAAUGAACACCCCCAGGUCGAUAUUGUUAUUCGUUUUUUCCGCAAAUUAUUCAUCGUGAAACUCCGAAAUUUCUUGCCAAAAAUUAAGUUUAACAAGGUGGCCAACUUCAGCGAGGUACAGUUGUCCGUUUAGCGUUCUCCACUCAAGACCGAUUUUUCAAUACAUAUGUAUGGAGUUCAUCAGCCACCGCCAACGUGAAAAGGUUGUGUCAUUCAUCGCGCAUUUGUUCUUGCGCACACUUCAACAAGUGAUGGAAAAUGAGAAAACUUUCAGGCGGAAAAUGACGUUGUUGUCCGGCGGAUGGCCCCUGGAUCCCCACGUCGAGUGCGGAUUCAACUACAAAUAUUUCCCGAUUGACAGCGUCUUGAGGUUUAACCUGGUGGAGGAUCUCAUUCUCUGGCGUCAAGGAUAUAGUUCCCAUUUGGAAGAAAGCAUACUUUGUACUCUGAAGCCGGAGAAUAUGAUUAAUAUCGACACCAUGAUUGUCGGCAUUUUGGUUUGUUUGUUUUCCAGGAACAGAGUGAUCCUCCAACACUUUCAAAAUUUUGAAGCCACAUUCGAAAAGUCCUCCAUCAUUUCGACGAUUCUGAGAACUGCAGCGAGAAAACACGGACCCUAUCUGGACGUCGUUUCGUGCACGUCAAUCAUGAAAAAUUGGUUUUAUCCCAAAACCAUAAUACCAAUAACAUAUGGUUACAUUUAAAUGUCGUGCUCAUCGGCGUUGUUAAUAGGAAACACAAUGAUGGUCCGCAACUUAAAUUUGCUU